ACAAAGCGAAAGUAAACAUCUCCUGAUGUUCUGGUGGAAAAUCUACGGAGGAACAACAAUCAUCCGGGGGGUUUUCACACCUGCACUCGGUACAUUGCUGGGCUGCGCGCGGUAAAAGUACCACAGUGACUGAGUAAGAGCCGAUCGGGGGCCGAAAGGAGGCGACCACCCACCGUGACCAUGGCCGGAAUUUCCACCAUAUACAAACUGAGUGUGAUCUGUGCCUGUGUGCUGCUCGUGUGCGGGACGCGCUGUCCAGUCCUGGAGUGCUGGUUCGUCCAGGAGAAACCGGGCGGCGGAUUCCCGGCCGCUACGAUCCAGGAGAAAGCGCUCAUGUACAUCAGCUCCGAGCCCGCGGGAGACGGGUCGGGGGCGGGUCGAAGCCCCCCCGUGGACAUCGACCCCGCUCGGAUCUACCACGUCUCGGAUCAAAGUGCCACAUUGUGCAGUUCGCCUCUUCAACCAGCAGAGGGCUCAGUGAAGAAGCCCCAGUGUGAAAUUAACCCCUUCCUGCCUCAGCCUGCGCUGGUCCAGUGGGCGGCUCCUCUCACAAGCUCCGCCCGCAGCCCCCUCUACCUGCAAGCUGAUUGGUUCUCAGCUGCGCUGCUGGGAUUGGACGGACAGCUGGUGAUGUCCAGUGUGAUGAGGGCUCCCACGGCAACCAACAAGCCCAAUGUGAUCCUCAGCGUGUCCAGCAGAACCCCCACUGUCCGCUCCAGACUGGGCGUGCCGGUGCUGCUGGACUGCGGGUUCUGGGUGGACCCCUCCUCGCCGCUCUCGGGUUCUGGCUUCUCAGUCGAGUGGCGGUACCAGUUCCGGGGGGAGGGGCGGCUCCUCCUGGCCUACGACAGUAAGAGUGACCGCUACGCUGAGACCUCAGAGGAAGGGGCGGAGCUGAACUUCACCGCCCUGCACCAGACAGGAAACGCAUCACUGAUCCUGGAGGAGACUAAAGUGAGACACUCGGGGACCUACAUCUGCACCGUGUACCUGCCAUACCUCCUGGCCCAGGUGGCUCUCGACUUGGAGGUAGAAGAGCCUCCCUCCCUCUCCUUGUCUCCCACCCCCCUGCCGGUGGUUUACCCUGGUCAGUCCCGCACUGUGCAGUGUGACGCCUCUGGCUUCACACCCCUGACCCUGCAGCUGCACUGGGAGUUUGUGGGGGCAGAUGGGAAGGUGCAGGUCCUGGGUGAGGGCAGGAUGUCGGGGCACCGGCAGGCUUCCGAUGGCACCUUCAGUCAGAGCUCCUGGCUGGACCUGGAUACGAGCCGGAUGGACCUGGGAAGGGGUGGGGAGUUGAGUUGCGUGGUGGUCCACUCCAGGUGGACACGGCGGGUCAGCACCACACUCAACAUCGUAGGAGUCGGCGGUCCCUCCAUCGAGGACUCCAUGGCCAUGGUAGCUGUAGCCCUGGGGCUCUAUGGGAUCAUCAAGGUCGUCUCCUGGGCCUUUGGCUCCUCUGGAUCUAGUGACCCUGAUUCAAAAGACAAGAAAGAAAAAUAAACCUGGAAUAAAGGAAGGAUGUGAAGGUAUCAACACUGAGGAGGACAGGAGAAAAUGUACUGCCGAAGCCAUUCUCUGCUCUUUAGUCUCUGCGUAAUUUAUUCUGUCACACAGGAACACAGUUUAUGAAAAGCAAUUAGAGUAAUGCAUCAGGAAGUGUCAUAAUGGUCCGGUGUUUAUAUUUUGAUGAGAUAAGUUGAUGCAGUAUAAUGAAAUGAUAAAUUGAAAUUUGAACAUUUUAAAUGUAGUGGCUUUUCAGUUGUGUGAGUUGUGUGUUAAAGCAGCGGCAAAACUGAAUUCAACAGAUUGUUGUGUAUAGCGUGUACUGACAGAUACAGCAACAACUAGAAAAUUAUGGAAUUUGCAUUAAUAUUUCUUACAGUGUAACAUACUGCACUUACAGUAUUUUGUUACAUUACAGUGUAUUUCAUUAGUGCAAAUUUACUAUUGCUAAAGGAGCAAUUACGUUUCACAAACACACUGCAAGCUAACGUGAAACAUUUUUCAGUGGGAAAAGGUUUAAUAUAAUUGAUCUGGAACAGUAGGAAAACACGCAGUGAUGAUACAUAACCAUAAUUGUUCAAUGUCAACAAAAUUUUAAAAUUAAGUUCAGGUCCAGUCAAUCAUUGCAUUAGACUUUAAAUUUGAUAACAUUCCUAACUUGACUGCGUUACUAAAUUGUUUUAAGACAACAUGUCAGUGAAAAAAUAUAAGGUGGUUCAUGUGUCAUUCAUUGCUUAUUAGUGUGCGUAGUUUUCACAGGAGUACACAGUUCUUUCAAGACUCUAUCAUGUCUUUUGUUUAAUAUUCUUGGUGUAUCUUUGGUGUGCUCAUGUUUUUCCACGUUAACUUAUCAGUUAAAUUGUU
Scleropages formosus (Asian bonytongue) is the source of this 2370-nucleotide messenger RNA. It is a transcript of the gene tapbp.1, whose product is annotated as TAP binding protein (tapasin), tandem duplicate 1. Gene Ontology annotation, biological process: antigen processing and presentation of endogenous peptide antigen via MHC class I. The record is from RefSeq and is a predicted model, not a curated record. The transcript is spliced from 8 exons. NCBI's taxonomy places the organism in Eukaryota, Metazoa, Chordata, Actinopteri, Osteoglossiformes, Osteoglossidae. Bases 181 to 1503 code for a protein of 440 amino acids. Gene Ontology annotation, cellular component: membrane.